Molecule: messenger RNA, 866 nt
Organism: Cuscuta campestris
Lineage: Eukaryota; Viridiplantae; Streptophyta; Magnoliopsida; Solanales; Convolvulaceae
Source: the annotation of a GenBank genome assembly
CAAUCAAAACAAGCCUUAUGGUGGAUGAGAAUGAGACUCAAAUUUGAGUUUUAUAAUAUCCUAUCAUUUUAGUUUAAUUACUCCCUAGUAUUUAAAUAGGAUGCUAAAGUAAUUCCGAGUGAAAACAUCACCACCCUACACAAGCUUCUGGUGAUGGAUGUCAGGAUCAGGUGGGUGAAACAUAGGAGAGUUUCGAGUGGCAACACACACAUCCGGUGGAUGAGACUAAGUGGGGAGAAUAUCUCUGAGUUGAUCAGGCGAGUGCAGGAGAAAGGGGCGCGGGAAUCGGCCGGAGAGGCUGCUGAUAUGUGGACGCAGACUGCUAACUGCAUCAGGGAAGCUGCCAGGGAAGUGCUUGGUGUGAGCUCUGGCUCAGGGAGUAGGCGGCAGGGUGAUUGGUGGUGGAGCGAUUCAGUCCAGAGUAAGGUGGAAGCUAAGAAGGUGGCAUAUUUGAGGUACAUGGGCUGCAAUGUUGAGGAAGAAAGAGCGGCGUUACGAGUGGAGUACAAGAAGGCACGUAAAGAAGCUAAGUUAGAGGUUACAAGGGCAAAGAAUGCCGCUUUUGAACGCCUCUACAAGGAUAUUGAGGAGAAAGGCGGUGUUAAUACACUGUUCCGGCUUGCUAAAGUUGAGCCGGGGGUCUCUUGGAAACAGCCUCCCUGCUUCCAAGUAGGGGCAAUGUCUGCGUACACACACCCUCCCCAGACCCUACUGUAGUGGGAUCCAACUGGGUUGUUGUUGUUGUUGUUUUGUAUUUAAAUAGGACCUUUACAAAUUUUCCACCACAUUAGUUUUUUUUGUUAAUUUUUGGAAAAUUAUGAUGUGAAUGUACUACCUUGUAUUUGAAACAAAAACUUUAUCUAAUU